UUUCAUCCGCUUCUCCCUCCAGGGAAUAAGGUAAACUAACUGCGAGGGGAGGAAAAGGAAAGCUCAUUAACGCGGGAUGCGAGGCGCGCUAAGCCAACCACAAAAAAGUGAAUUUGGCCUGUCAGUCUUUCUAUUUCUAACUGUUAUUCUUUCGAGAAGAGGAGACACAUCCGAGAGAAACAAGGACUACAAGUCGAAAACCGCAAAGUGAACGGGAAUCAGCAGGUGUGUGAAGGGGACUUUGGUAGCAGCAGAUGGAAAUCAGGAAGGUCAGCAACUUAGACUCAAAGUUUGGGAGCUGCUGAGCAGACCAUUUCAAGAGGCUUUGGAUAAACAAAACGGAGGCAGGAAAAUGACCUAAUUAGCAACAAGCGUGACGAACAACCUGGUGCAAAUGUGUUUGUGGUAAUUUCCCCAGUUUCACCCGCAAGGAAGACACAUGCAUCAGCGCAUAUACACGUACAACAUUACAAACCCUGCCCUUCCCUUCCUGCCAUCCGCCCCAGUCCUCCAUGGAUUCCUACAACUUCCACUUUGAGAGAAUGAGCAACGUGGACCUGCAUCCUCUGAGCCUGCCUGUCAGCCGGCUCUCCCCAGCCAAGUCCAAUAGCAGCAUCGCCGACCAACUUGCCCAUCACCAACACGGCAAAGGAGACUCUGCCUACAGCUCUUUCUCUGGCGGGUCCACUGCCCCAGACUACCCCUCUCCCUUUCUCUCAGACGACCUACAGUCCAACUCCUUCAGCCACUAUGCUGAUCUUAAGUAUGUAAAGUCUGUUUACCACCCGACCCAAGUUUUGCAGUCUGACUCAAAGACCAUGGACCAGCUCUAUCGCUCUGUGGAAGCUAUCUCACAGCAGUAUCGCAACAAUACCAGCACCAAUGUAAACCACCACAACCAAGGUAAUGACAGUUUCCAUACCAACAACAAAGCACUAUCUAAACAAGAGGUGCCUUUGGGGGCUCCGUCCCAAGGUGCUUACCCUCCUGUCCGUCCUCCUCCAGUCCCAGAACGCCUGGAUAGUUUCAUAGCCACAAAAAACUUGGAGAACAGCAGGGUCCACCACCACGUUACUGAGUUUAAACCCCAGCAGCCACAGCCUCAACAACAGCCCAGACCACACAAUCGACUCCAUCCACAGCCCCAUGGUCUGAAUUCCCCAAGACCUGAGACGGCUAACUCAGAUACAGGUAACUCAAGCUUCAAUUCUGACCCAGUGUACUCAGUUUGGAGGGGCUCUCAACAGCAACAGCCACAGGCCCAGCAGCCACCAAGCUACCGCCCCCACCUCCAGCAUCAUGACCAGACCAGAACAUUGAACCCAGAAUACCUUUUCAUCACAGAUAAGAAAGCUGCCUCUGAGCAGCAGAAGUCAACAAACAUCCUAAGCCGAUCACCUCCCCAAGACACAAGACAGCCUGAGCACCUGAAACCCAGACAGCCCUCAAGCAGUGGUGCAUGUAAUGGAGACCAUCACAACAAGACCAGUGGUAUUAGUGGCCAUUUUGAGAGUCAGCGCAAAAGGGCGCACUCAGCUCAUGAUUGGCUUGGUUCAGAGCCAACCCGACCUGCCAGCCCCUGGAAUGCUAGUCAGAGUUUUAUCAACAGCAGCAUCAAGCAUAAGGGUCAGUUCUACUUUGUCACGGGAGUGUGUAAACUGUCUGAAUCUGGUAUGAGGACACACUCUGCAUCUGUGUGUGGGUCUGAAGCUGGGAGUGAGAGCUCCACUGUGUUGGACACUCACCGGCUAAGAGAAAAAGAAAGAUGCCACAGCACAAUGGAUAAUUUGUUUACACCUCUCCAAGAGAACUCUCGCACUUCCAGUGGCAUUAUUCCAGAUGAGAGAGAGGCUUUCCUUUCUGUGUCCCAGGGCAAGGACCUGUCCUCCAGGAGCCAGGAUCAGGAGAAUCGCAGACUAUCCAUCAUCUCGACACAGUCCUCUCAAAGCUUUGACACCUUAGAAGAAAUUGACAUGAUGCAGAGUCGAGAGAUUGGCCGACACACUGCCAACAACCCUAUAUUCUACUGUGGACCUGACAGAAACUGCCCACCACAUUCAACCACACAAACGAAGGAGGUCGACUCACUGAUAAGCAAUGAACAGCCCAACCACCCCAACCGAGUGGAGCAGGCAAAGAGAGGGAAACGGCAGCCCUUGGGGGAUGUAGCCAGCGAGAGGAUAAACAAAGAAACAACCCCGCUUCUGUACCACCUCACCGGAGCCAGCAGGUCAGCAUUACAGCCUAAAAAGGAUGCUAAUUUCAAUAUAAAAGGCAAGGAAGCAAUCCUAAACAAAACAGGUCAUGGAGACAUGGCUGUUAACGAUAAUGAGAGACCUCCAGAAGGUGACACCAGCAAGAACGAUAGGGGGGAAGUUAUCUCUGUUGCCUGCAACACCCUCGAUGACUCAUUUAAAAAGUACUACAAAGAGAAGCUGAAGGAUGCCCAGUCUAAAGUCCUAAGGGAGACGUCAUUUAAAAGGAGGGACCUGCAGCUGUCAUGGCCACACCGUAUCAGGCAAAAACCUGAGCUGAGGCCUACAGUGAUUCACACUUUCUCCUCAUCACAGGACUCUGAGACUUCCACAGACACACUCACUCCCUCUGUGACCUCUGAGGAGACAGAGAGGGGGAGCAUAAAAGAAGAAGUCAGGGAGAAUGAGAAGGAGAUGGACAAAGAGACUGAAAAGGAAAACGGGAGACCAGCAAAUGUGGCCCAGCCCCAGGUAGCACGCAUCGGAGGCAGGAAGCGAUUGACUCCACAUCAGAAAAAGAUGUGCUACUCCGAACCAGAUAAACUCAACCAGCUUGGUGGUGCCCCCGUCCACUCUGCUUGCCGCUCCUUUGGCAACGAAAGUGACAACCUGUUUGCAGCUGAAUGCGAGGGAGAGGAGCGUGUGCAGCAAGGAGAGCAGGGGCUGGUUGCAGCUCGGAGGAAGAUGUUUGAGACAAGAGGUCGAGCCCUUUCAGCCUCCAGCGCUUCAAAGACGAACUUAAAGCAUCUGCAACACAAGGCUCUGGUGGAGUACAUGGAGCGUAAGACAGGCCAGAAAGUGGCUGAGCCACAGCAACCAGCACCUCAGUUACCACCUUCAUCCAGACAGAGGCAUUCUCUGGGGGAGAAACCAUUUGACUGGGGUCCCAGGCCUCUAUCAGGAAAUCAUGAAGGCAAAAACACCAAGAAGAAACUCCACAGACCCCACUCUGCAGGCCGCAUCCUUGAUUCCUCCACCAGCUCCAUCAGAUAUGCCCAGUUCUUCUCAGCUCAGUCUUGUUCAGGCCAAUAUGCUAGCCAGUCGAAUCAACCCAGAUGGAGGGAGAGCCAAGGUACAUCUCAGGGGAGGUCUGCCUCAGUGGAGAGUCUCUUGGACCAGCCAGAACCACCCAGUUUCUUCAGGAACAGAUCCACAUCCACACCACAUUCAAUUGAGGUACAUGUCUUUGAGAAGGAUCCAUUACCAGUUAAUACUAUGGAAACGUGGAGUCCCCAGAAGGAUACCACUGAGGACCCCAUAAUAAAGCCAGCCCCUGAGGGCCAGCAGCGUGUCCGUGUGGUUGCACAGAGGGGGAAGUCCAUGGAAGAGCUUGGGGCAUCAAAGUUAACAAAACUGUCAGCCCUGAGUAAAAGUUCUGAGCAGCUGGAUCAACUGUGGAGGUAUUCAACUGGACCAGGAGGACCGGCAAGAGACAAGAGGAGUGUUCCAUUCUUUGCUGAAGUCAGAGAAGCCCAGGGGCAGGACAGAGGGAGGAAGAAACAAUAUGUAACAGAGCAAGCGGGAAAAGAAGCAGAGAUUGUUGGUCAGAAGAACACUCAGGGACAGACACAAAACCAAACCCAGAAAAAGUCUUUGUUGAAGCAGAACUCAGAACCAGGGGAGGAUGCCAUAGUAGGAACAAGGAACUCAAGUAGAUCCACCUCCCCGGCCUCCUGCUCCUCUUCCCGGGCCAGGGUUCUCUCUGGACCUUCUGGAUCUCACGGCCCUGUCACACAUGAUGAUUUCAGGUCCAGUAGACCGCCCAGUGAGACAUCAUCUAACCCACCUUCCCCCAGAGGUCUAGAGACCAGUGAGAGGGAGAUCAAAUCCACCUCGUCCACCCCCACCCAGACAAAGCUUCCUUUUGAAAACAGGCCUAGCUCCAGAGUUAGGACUUCUCCUUCUCUGACUGGAUCAGAGAGAGAGCAGUCGGUGGAUGAACCAAGCAAUGACGCCCUGCCACCUGAUUCAAACCAUGAAGUGUCUCUGAGCUGCGGCGUCACUACAGAUCCGUCGCUGUGGAUUAUCCCUCCAGAAGAAGAGAUCAAAGAGGAAGUCCAGACUUCACUGCUGACAGACAACGUUUUUGACGACGAGUCCAGCUCGGCCCCUCUGACGCAGACAAGUGAAACCUCUGUGUCUCCCUGCACCUCGGUCUAUGACACAGACAUCAUUCAGCAGGUGGAAGAGGAGAAAACCCCAGAAACGGAAGAUGAGAAAUCGGGAGAAAACCAGGAGAUGGAGGAGCGGGGAACACCAGAGGGAGAGACGGAGAGCCUGGCGAGGCCUGUGGAGAGACCUCAGUGGGAGGAGCUUGUAGAAGCAGUGGUCAAGGCCGACCAAUCGCUGGCCAGAGUGCUCUACCCACUGGCCAAUCGUAAGACGGCACUGAUGCUGAUGGAGCAGCUGCUGUCAGAGGACACGCUGCUGAUGGAGGAGCACUACAAGAAGAAACAGGAGCAGAAAGGAGCUGCAGAAAGUGCUGAAACGGUCGAAGGGGCUGAACCAUCUCCUUGUCUUUCUGCUCCUGACAGCCUUAAACCUCAGAGUACAGACCUGCAGAGCAAAGCUGACGUAACUAAGAAGAAGUGUCUGUUAGUGUCUUAUAUCGAGGCGCGUCUGCGUUCUCUGGAAGACACGCGUGGAGCCCUCCAGACAGAGAUUCAGGAGAACGUUGCCCACGGGAAGGCCCUGGAGGUACUGGUCCGUGAGCAAUGUCUGCCCGUGGAGCUGGAGAGGUACAACCUGUUCAUAGGAGACCUGGAGAGGGUGGUCAACCUGCUGCUGUGCCUCUCUGCUCGGCUGGCCAGGGUACAGAACGCCCUGAGCACCGUGGACGAACACACAGAUGCUGAGGAGAAGCAAUCUCUGGACAGUCGCCACCGUCUGCUGUGCAAACAGAGGGAGGACGCCAAAGAUCUGAAGGAUAACCUGGACCGGAGAGAGAAGCUGGUCUCCACCUUCCUGACGCGUCAGCUGUCCGCCGAGCAGCUGCAGGACUACCGCCGCUUCGUCCAGACCAAGGCCUCGCUGCUCAUCCGGCAGAAGGACCUGGAGGAGAAGCAGAGGCUGGGAGAGGAGCAGCUGGAGGCCCUGUCCAACAGCCUGAAUCUGUGAAGGGAGGAGCAACGAAAGCACUGAUUUCUUCUUUCUUGACUUGCCUUGAAGGAGGGAUGGCUUGUUAAAAAAAACAAAAGAAGAAGAAGAAGACAUGUAGAGAGUUUUGGCUGUACUUUUUCUGGCUCAGUUUGCCACAUAGACACAUAAGGCAUGGAUUAUAAGUGGUCCAGCUGGUAUCUCCAACCCUUUGCACCCUUUCAUGACUUUCUUUUGUCUUUUAAAAAGAGUUUGGCUACUGGGGAGAACCCAUCAUGCCAUCUGCUCUCCUCUCAUAACUAUAGGCCAUACAUGAGAUGAUCAAUAAAGACUGUUGAGACUGAAGCUCCUUGCCGUUUUGUCAUCUACUGAGGGUGUCCAGAAUGCUCACCCAAUCUCCGCCCAUUGUCAUUCUCAGUCUACAAAAUCUGCAAUGUGCAUUUGAAGGCUUUUCCCAAUAUGUUGUACAUGUGGCCGUUGAGGACUGAACUGUUUUUCUGUGUGCCUUGCUAUUGGUGUUGCUGUGGUUUUCCAUUAGAGCUGUUGGGUGGAAACCUUGCGUCCCCUGUUAGCAAUUCAGCAACUGUCCUUCACUUAUUAUUAAGAUUGUAGUGCUACAGCCCCGUAUCUGCACCUGUGGAAACCUAUUAUAAGCUUUAAGAUUGUAUUUUGACCAGUGAAAGAGAGUAGCCUGAGAGGGGGCGGUGUACUGUAUCAUGUCAGUAAAAUGUACAAUAGAUAUAGUAGAUUUAAUCUUUUUUUAUGUUCUUAUUUUUAAAUGUAUUUCAAAUUAAGGCACUUAAAACCAAAAGGGUGAAUGAAAAAAGCACUUUGUAAUGAUACAUAAAUGCACAUUUCUUCAGAUCAGAUUUGUUUUCAAAAUAAUCUCAAGUGAAAGCCUUACUCCAUCCAUUUAAACAAUAUUUUACUACUUUUGUCAUUAAUAUUAAAUAGGAAUGUUGAAAUAAUGUUUUUCAAAAGGUACAUGAGCACACCCAGAAACAUUAAGGAUUGUGUACAAAUACUUUUCCAGCUAAUUUCAUACUUAACGUUAUUAAGUCUUGAUGAUUUCAUGCUGGAACGGUUCCUCAUACGGAGGUGCUAAACCUCUUUAAAGCAGAUUAUUAGUAAGCAACAAUUAUAUCACUGAGUAUUUUCUCCCAAUGUCCCUUUGUCCCUUACUUGAAAUACUUUUUUUAAAAGAGGAAAGUCCACAAUCUUCACUUCAGGUAUCUUAAACUAAUUUUCUAUUCUCUACCUCCACAGCGUAGCCCCUUUUAGACACUUGUAGCCUUUAAGUUUAUUUAAACUUGCACAGCUUUAGUUUAAAAGCUCUUCUUGAUAGCCCUGAAUUAAAACACACUCUUGAAUCACAUGACUUUCCCCCUAUUUUUUAAAGAAUCUCACAUUUUAAAAACUACAUCUGUGAUUCUACAUUAAUAUUUGUCAUUAGUUUUUAUAGUUGUAUUAAUUUCUUUUUAGUGAAUCUUUAACCAGACACAUCGGAGAGCUGUUGCUCUACGUCAGAAUAUGUGCAGCGUGUGUGUGUAUGCUUGAAAUCUUGAAUGUCUUAAUUUUGUGCGUGUAGAGAUUAGUUGUUGAGCAGAAAGACAGAACUCCUCUCGGUGUUUGCCGUGCACGUUUUCAACAAAACUCCUAUGAAGUCAUAAAGUGAUCAAAAUGUUAUCAUCCCUCAGGAAAUUAUACCUGUUGGCUGUACUGAAAAAACGGAUCCAGUGUCUGGGUCGACUGUUGUGUAUAUGAUUUUUAUGUAAUAUUGACCACAAAGAGGCAGAGCAUCAUCGAACAGCCUCCACACACAUAAAUAAAUGCAUUCACUAACUCAAAAUGUCAAAAAAGUGGAUAAGUGAACAACUAAAAGCAGGUUUUUCUCAGAAACUGGAAACCCUUCCAUGCUGAAAGGUAUUGUCAUGUUUUUUGCUAAACAGUUUCACCACCUCCACCACCACCCCUAAAGCAUUUCUCUGGAGAUUUAUUACUCUGCCCGUUUCAGUUUGCUAAACAAACGUAUGUUUGUUUUGGGCCUUUGUGCUGACGCAGGGCUGAAGGGUUAGAAAGAAACUCAUGUUGUUCCCUGCAGCCUGCUGGAAUUCCUAAAGUAUGCAAAAGACCAACAUUUUGGAGAAAGAAAGACUGGGGGAGAGAGAGCGAGGAAAAAUACUCCCACGAAGGAGCAGCAUGUGGAUAAAUACUCAUUUCAGUUUUUGCUAUGUGUGCAUACUAACAAACGUUUGGCAACUUCCUGAGUCAUUUCUUGUUUCUGUCAUUCAAUCAAAGCAGUGUUUUGUUGAGGUCGCAGGAAAGGGGCCUGUUUUUGAAGUAGGAUUAUAUUUGUUUAGUUGGGGAUUUUGUUUCAAAUACUGGUGUGACUGAUACAAACUGAAUUUGUUUUAAAGCCAAGAAGGAAAGACAUAUUUCAGCGAGUCCCUGGUGUUGGUAUGACAGCAGAGACAUUUCUAAAUCCACUUUUUCUGCUAUAUUUCACACCUGUUUUCUGUUGGGUGUUUGAGUCGUCUUUUGUGCCUGUUUGGAGUUGUAAAUUCCAUGAUGUUUGUAAUAUUGUGAAUAAAUUAAGCUCUCCCUCUC
Messenger RNA from Siniperca chuatsi (mandarin fish), 7958 nucleotides. RefSeq names its product shroom family member 1 (gene shroom1). Gene Ontology annotation, molecular function: actin filament binding. The coding region runs from base 513 to 5372 and encodes 1619 amino acids. Gene Ontology annotation, biological process: actin filament organization. NCBI's taxonomy places the organism in Eukaryota, Metazoa, Chordata, Actinopteri, Centrarchiformes, Sinipercidae. Gene Ontology annotation, cellular component: apical plasma membrane; apical junction complex; cortical actin cytoskeleton. The transcript is spliced from 10 exons. The record is from RefSeq and is a predicted model, not a curated record.